This is a messenger RNA of Salvelinus namaycush (lake trout), 5181 nucleotides long. RefSeq names its product kinesin-like protein KIF21A. The record is from RefSeq and is a predicted model, not a curated record. Gene Ontology annotation, molecular function: microtubule motor activity; ATP binding; microtubule binding. NCBI's taxonomy places the organism in Eukaryota, Metazoa, Chordata, Actinopteri, Salmoniformes, Salmonidae. Gene Ontology annotation, biological process: mitotic spindle organization; microtubule-based movement.
AUGGAGCUGCCCAAAAUCACGGCUGGCGAAAAGGUUGAGGAAAUCGGCACACUCCCACGCUUCCCAGGAUGGUGCAGACCUCCGACAGAUGGAGAAGCCCCGCUCGAUCCAGAGCAGGGACGGAAGGUUGCCGACAUCGUCUUCGAAAUCGUAGGAGUAGGAGUAGGAGUAGGCACAAUAGACACAGGUGCCCCCAGCGACGAAGCACAGCCCUUAAUGAUUUAUGGAGAGAGUGCAGUGGUGGUGGAGAAGCGGCAGGGAGUCGAGGUGGUGAUGGUGGGGGGUGCAGGGAUAGACAGCAGGAUUCGUCCUCAACUGGCCCGGGAGAAGAUUGAGGGAUGUCACAUCUGUACGUUUGUGACCCCGGGGGAGCCCCAGGUGAUGCUGGGUAAAGACAAGGCGUUUACAUACGACUAUGUGUUCGACAUGGACUCCUGUCAGGACAGCAUCUAUGCUGACUGCACUGAGAAACUGAUCGAGGGCUGCUUCGAAGGAUACAACGCCACCAUCUUUGCCUACGGCCAGACGGGGUCAGGUAAGACAUACACCAUGGGUACAGGGUUUGAUGUGAACAUCGGGGAGGAGGAGCUGGGCAUUAUUCCCCGGGCAGUCACCCACCUUUUCAGGGGCAUCGAGCAGCGCCAGCAGGCUGCUAAAGAGCAGGGACGUCCCGUGCCCGAGUUCAAGAUCAACGCACAGUUCCUGGAGCUUUACAAUGAGGAGGUGCUGGAUCUGUUUGACUCUACGAGGGACCUGGAGGCUCGGACGCAGAAAUCCCACGUUAAGAUCCACGAGGACGCCAAUGGAGGAAUCUACACAGUGGGGGUGACCACACGGACCGUCGCCUCCGAGGCAGAGAUGAUGCAGUGUCUGAAGCUGGGUGCUCUGUGUCGUACCACGGCCAGCACCCAGAUGAAUGUCCAGAGCUCCCGCUCUCACGCCAUCUUCACCAUUCACCUGUGCCAAGUCAGAGUCUGUGCGUCCGACAAUGACAACAACGAGACGGACAACAAGGUUGCUAACGGCAACUCAGAGAUGGAAGAGUAUGAGACACUGACAGCCAAGUUUCACUUUGUGGACCUAGCCGGGUCAGAGAGACUGAAGAGAACAGGGGCGACCGGAGACCGAGCUAAGGAGGGAAUCUCCAUCAACUGUGGACUGCUUGCUCUUGGAAAUGUAAUCAGUGCUUUGGGAGACCGAAGCAAGCGAUCCACGCAUGUGCCUUACAGAGACUCCAAACUCACCCGGCUUCUACAGGACUCCCUGGGUGGAAAUAGCCAAACCAUGAUGAUAGCGUGCAUUAGCCCGUCUGACCGGGACUUUAUGGAGACCCUGAAUGCACUGAAGUAUGCCAACAGAGCCAGGAACAUUAAGAACAAGGUGAUGGUGAACCAGGACAAGGCCUCCCAACAGAUCUCUGCUCUCAGGACAGAGAUCGCCAGGCUACAGAUGGAACUCAUGGAGUACAGGACGGGUAAGCGUAUGGUGGGUGAGGACGGUAUGGAUAGCAUCAACGACAUGUUCCAUGAGAACAGCAUGCUGCAGACAGAGAACAGCAACCUGAGGAUCAGGGUCAAAGCCAUGCAGGAGACCAUUGACGCACAGAGGGCCAGACUCACACAGUACCUCAGUGACCAGGCCAACCAGGUCCUCGCCAGGGCAGGUGAGGGGAGUGAAGAGAUUGGGAACAUGAUCCAGAGCUACAUCAAAGAGAUUGAGGAUCUCAGAGCCAAACUCCUGGAGAGCGAGUCUAUGAAUGAGAACCUUCGUAAGAACCUGUCCCGUGCCUCCUCACGCCAGUCCUUUUACCCCGGAACCUUCUCCCCUGCCCUCCUGGCCCCCGAGAAGGAGGCCUCCGACAUCAUCGAGAUGGCAAAGAAAGACCUGGAGAAACUCAAGAAGAAGGAGAGGAAGAAGAAGAAGAGGCUCCAGCAGCUGCUGGAAGAGAGAGAGAGGUGGGAGGAGUUAGUAGAGGAGGAAAAUGGCAGUGUUGUCAAGGAGGAAGUCCCCGACAACGACCAAGACAAUGGGACAGAAAAAGAGCUGACUGAGCUGUCCAAUGAGGACCCUGAGACGGAGGGGCAGGAGGGGAGUGACCACGAGGAAGAGGACAAUGAGGAAGAGGAGGAGAUGGAUGUGGAGGAGAGCUCUGAUGAUUCAGACUCGGAAUCAGAUGAGAAAGAGAACUUCCAGGCGGACCUGGCCAACAUUACAUGUGAGAUUGCCAUCAAGCAGAAGCUGAUAGACGAGCUGGAGAACAGCCAGAGGCGUCUGCACACGCUCAAACAGCAGUACGAACAGAAACUGAUGAUGCUGCAGAGCAAGAUCAGAGACACACAGCUGGAGAGGGACAAGGUGCUGCAGAACAUGGGCUCGGUGGAGACGUGCAACGACGAUAAGGCUAAGAAGAUCAAGCAGGGGUAUGAGAAGAAGCUAAGUCUCAUGAAUAAGGAACUACAGAAGCUACAGUCAGCCCAGAAGGAACACACACGCCUCCUCAAGAACCAAUCAAAGUACGAGACACAGCUCAAGAAGCUCCAACUGGACGUCACAGAGAUGAAGAAGACAAAGGUUCGUCUGAUGAAGCAGAUGAAGGAGCAGCAGGAGAAGAACAGAAUGACAGAGUCCAGGAGGAACAGAGAGAUCGCCAGCCUCAAGAAGGACCAGCGCAAACAGGAGCACCAGAUGAAGCUACUGGAGGCCCAGAAGAGACAGCAGGAGCUCAUACUGCGCAGGAAGACUGAGGAGGUAACUGCACUGAGGAGGCAGGCCAGACCUAUGUCUGGUAAGGUGACCAGCAGGAAGGUGAGUUUACCAGAGGCCCUCCAGGACUCCUCCCACCGAGCCCCCUCAGGACGCCUGCAAUCCUCUGGAUCCACCGCACCCAACGGAACCAGGUCCUACUACAGACGGUCAACGGGCAUAUAUUCUACCAGAGUGGCCAAAGUGAAGUGGCAGUCUCUGGAGCGCCGUAUCUCUGAUGUCAUCAUGCAGAGGAUGACCAUAUCUAACAUGGAGGCCGAUAUGAACCGCCUGCUAAAGCAACGUGAGGAGCUGACCAAGAGGAGGGAGAAGGUGACCAGAAAGAGGGACAGGCUGGCGGGGGAGGGGUCUGAGGAAGAGAAGGUGGUGUUUCCCCUUAACGAGGAAGUGGACACCCUGAUGGCCAACAUCGAUUACGUCAACGACAGCAUCGCAGACUGCCAGGCCAACAUUAUGCAGAUGGAGGAGGCCAAGGAGGAGGUUGACACGGUGGAUGUUUCCGCAGUGAUCAGCUCCUGUACUCUAACAGAAGCCCGUUUCCUGAUAGACCACUUUAUUUCUAUGGCCAUCAACAAGGGUCUGCAGGCAGCCCAGAAGGAGUCCCAGGUGAAGGUGAUGGAGGGCAGGCUGAAGCAGACGGAGAUCACCAGCGCCACUCAGAACCAGCUGCUGUUCCACAUGCUGAAAGAGAAGGCAGAGUUUAACCCCGAACUGGAUGCCCUGCUGGGGAAUGCUCUACAAGAGCUAGGUAACAUGCCAGUGGAGAAUGGGGAUGACAGCAGCAGUGACGAAUUCGCCCAGAGUCCUGCAACAGACGGACACUCUCUGACAUCAGAUCUAAUGAAACUCUGUGGAGAGGCCAAAACAAGGAGCAAGGCUCGUAGGAGAACCACCACUCAGAUGGAGCUGCUCUACGCCAAAAGUGACUCCGUCCCUGACACGCGUUCUGGCGAUUCCUCCUCCCCCUGCCUACCAUUGGUUGAAACUCCAGAAGAGGGCAGAGAUCCUGAGACCCCCGUUGGCCUGUCAGUCAGGGACAGGGACUAUAUGGCUCAUUCUCCUGGCUUGUCCUCUAAGAUGGGCAGCAUAACUGCCUCCUCCUCAGGGGCGGAAAAAAGAGUUCCAGAGCCCUCGCCACUCUCUCGCAGGAAGACCUAUGACAAGACACAAUUGGCGGCUAAGGUCAAGGAGAUCAAACACUGUGAUACGAGGAACUCCGACACCAACCCCUCCUCCCCCUCUAACCGCCCACGUAGCCAAGGCAACGUAUUUGUCCGCCUGACAGGGUGUUUGGAUAGAGCAGACAGACCGCAGGAUAAGUAAGAGGAAAAGGACAGCUCUAUUGAAAAUCUCUGUCAAGGGGUGAUCAACCCAGUGCCUUCCUCAAAGGGCAGUCGGUCAGCAACACUGCAGUGUGUCCACGUGGCUGAGGGUCACACUAAAGCCGUGCUGUGUGUUGACUCUACCGAUGACCUCCUCUUCACCGGCUCCAAAGACCGUACUUGUAAGGUGUGGAACCUAGUGACAGGUCAGGAGAUCAUGUCCCUGGCAGGUCACCCCAACAAUGUGGUGUCAGUCCGCUACAGCUCCAGCCUGGUCUUCACCGUCUCCACCUCCUACAUCAAGGUCUGGGAUAUCCGAGACUCAGCCAAGUGCAUUCGCACCCUCACGUCUUCUGGUCAGGUGACCCCGGGCGACGCCUGUGCGUCCAGCACCAACCGGACUGUCACCAUCCCGGCAGGAGAGAACCAGAUCAACCAGAUCGCCCUCAACCCCAGUGGCUCUGUCCUGUACGCCGCCGCCGGCAACUCUGUCAGAGUCUGGGACCUAAGAAGAUUUGUAUCCACAGGGAAGCUGACUGGUCACCUGGGUCCAGUCAUGUGUCUGACUGUGGACCAGAGUGGGAACGGUCAGGAUCUGGUCAUCAGCGGAUCCAAGGACCAUUACAUCAAGCUGUUUGACGUGACAGAGGGGGCCCUGGGUGCUAUCAGCCCCACACACAACUUUGAGCCUCCCCACUACGAUGGCAUCGAGUCCUUGGUGGUGCAGGGGGAUGUCCUCUUCAGCGGCUCCAGGGACAACGGCAUUAAGAAGUGGGACCUAGGCCGCAAAGACUUACUGCAGCAAGUGCCCAACGCCCAUCGUGAUUGGGUGUGUGCCCUGGGUGUGGUGCCUGGCUCUCCGGCCCUGCUGAGCGGCUGUAGAGGAGGGGUGCUAAAGCUGUGGCACGCAGACACACUGGGGGCCCUUGGGGAACUCAAGGGCCACGAGAGCCCCAUCAACGGCAUCUCCACCAAUAGCAGCCACCUCUUCACAGCAUCUGAUGAUCGAACAGUGAAGAUCUGGCGUGCCCGGGGCGGACUCGACAGCACCUUAGACACGACGGCGGACACAGCUGAUGAGGUGGCCAGUAACUGA